AUGACCUAUAGUCUAGAAAUCUUCGGAUUCCUCAUGAUUUUUAUGGGAUUUUUGGCUUAUUACACAUUCCACGACUCACUCUUCAGUUUGCUUGCCAGAAGUAAGACGGAUCAAAUGCAAGACCGGCUCACCCACAUUUUCGACAAAUCGGAUAUCCUAUUGGCUCCAGACACAGUCAUCGAUCAGAUCGCAUUCGAGAAUUUUGAGAAUAACACAAGCGCCAUCGAGAUUCUUACGAAGACCCUGAAAACGUUUAAACUGAUUCAAGAGGUCCUUGUGUGCGGUCUGAUUUCCGGCGCGAGCCUGGCGGUGAACUCAUUUGCGGAGGCGGAGAUCAACCGGCAUGCCGAGGUGAUGUUCUUCGAGAAGACACUUAUUCCAGGACCGACUUAUUUGAUCUCGAGCCUCUUGCUGAUUAUGAUGAGCUUCUUGAUGCCGAAGAAGCGGAUUCUGCCGGUGAUUAUAGUGAUACCGGUGCUGUUCUUCUUGGCGUCGGCGAUUUUUAUGAUCCCCGCGUAUUUUAAGGAGUUGGAUAAGUGUUCACAGCAUUGGGUUGUUAGUUCUUCCGCCUUCCCCCUGUUCCUAUCAGUCGGUAUACUCACCUCAGCUCUGACCGAUGUCAUCCGAUUCCUUGUCAAACUCCAUUUGCUGGAAGUGAUGCCUGUUCUCAUCCGUGUCCCCAUUAUCUCAUUGCUCUUUUUUGUACAGUACUCGUUUGAUGGAAAUGUUCGGGAUCUCUACGCCACUAAUAGCAUUGGUGGUGAGACAAUCCUCGUUCUGAUUACAGUACUCUCCAUGCUUGUGCUUUUGAUAACUCCACGGAAGAAAAAUGAAAUGAAUGUAUACUUUUCCGAGUAUACGAACAAUGACAAGGAGAGACAACUUCCGCCGGCGCCGAAACGUAUUGACUAA
This is a messenger RNA of Caenorhabditis remanei, 912 nucleotides long. RefSeq lists its product as uncharacterized. The coding region runs from base 1 to 912 and encodes 303 amino acids. Lineage: Eukaryota; Metazoa; Nematoda; Chromadorea; Rhabditida; Rhabditidae. The transcript is spliced from 5 exons. The record is from RefSeq and is a predicted model, not a curated record.